AACAAUCUCAGCUAAGCUACGUGUCAACCUCACUAAAAAUUAUUACUACCUGAAUCUGCCUUUGCAAUAUUUAUUUAUCAAUUUACUGUCAUACUAAUUGUGAAUACCGUGUAGUAAAUACCUACACAUUGAAAAAAAAAAAAAAAAUAAAAUAAAUUAAUAAAUUUAUUGACUUAAUUUUUGUGUCACUUUUAAAACCAAUACGGGACAAACAUGCGGCAGCUGAAAGGAAAAACGAAAGAAACAAACAAACAGAAGAAAGAACGUAAAAAGGAAUUUUUAGAAAAUAAACAGAGAGUAUUUAGCUUAGUAUUACCAACAUUGGCUGCAAUAUUUAUUCUCAUUAUUGCUUACGUGUAUGUCAAAACUCGUCCCAAAGUUGAAUUUUAAAACACAUAUAUUUUAAAUAAUUUAAUUAUUCAUUAAUAUUUAUAUAAACGUUCAUAUAUAUUUAUAUUUUUUGUUAAAUGCAUUUAUCACGAAUUAUUCAUAAAAUUAUAUUUACAUCUUUAGAUAUUUAAGUAUUUUUCGUUCAGACUUACUAAAAAGUACACGAAUGCCCAAACAAAUUUAAAAAAAAAAAAAUUUAGUUUUUAAUUAAAAUUCUUGAACUCGAUGUAAAUUAAUAAUUACAAUCAAAUAUCAAACUCAAAUUAAUUAAUCACAGUAUUUAUAAUCAAAGUUAAUGAUGACAGAAAUUUACAAUUUAUUUUUUAAUUAAUUUUUCGAUAUUUUAUUUGAAUGGUAUUGCAAUUAAUUUUUAUUUAUUUGUUUAGUUCUUCCAAUAAUUUUUUUUUGUUUGUUUUAUUUUUGAAAUUAUAUAAAAAUGUUUCAAGUAUAAAAUUAUAUAUUUAUAAUGAAGAAUAUUUAUAUUUGUAUGGGACCAUUAAAAAAAUAUUUUUUAAUACUGAAUAAAAAAUUAAUUUAACUAAUUAUUAUACAACCAGACCUCAUUAUAAGACUAUUUGCUGUCUUUUAUACAAAUCAGGUAUCGAAAUAGUUUGAGAAAGAAACUGAUAGUCUUAUAACGAAGUCCUACUGAAUUUAUUUAUUUAAUUAAUUAUAAUCAAUUUAUUGGAAUAAGACAAAAUAAUAUUUUGAAUUCAAGAUUAAAUGAGUGGUAAUUUUAAAUAUGAGCAACAAAAUAUAGAAAUAUAGACAUUGACAUAUAUGUUAU
Molecule: messenger RNA, 1177 nt
Organism: Microplitis demolitor
Lineage: Eukaryota; Metazoa; Arthropoda; Insecta; Hymenoptera; Braconidae
Product: single-pass membrane and coiled-coil domain-containing protein 4 homolog
Exons: 2
Coding region: 214-390 (58 amino acids)
Source: RefSeq, a predicted model, not a curated record